Molecule: messenger RNA, 2040 nt
Organism: Ambispora leptoticha
Lineage: Eukaryota; Fungi; Glomeromycota; Glomeromycetes; Archaeosporales; Ambisporaceae
Source: the annotation of a GenBank genome assembly
AUGGAAAUAGAACCAAGUUACAUUCACGACGCAGAGAAUGGUGGGCGAGUGCCCGUUUUCAAGCCAACCAUGGAACAAUUCAGCGACUUUUACAAGUUCGUAACGGCCAUUAGCAAGUAUGGCAAGCAGGCUGGCAUAGUUAAAAUUAUUCCGCCAAAAGACUGGUCGAAUUCGCUUCCUGAUCUUACUGACAAGCUUAAAUCGAAAAAGAUACGACAUCCAAUUGAACAAGUCUUCAACGGCAGCAAGGGAAUCUAUCGACAAGAUAACAUUGAGAAGAACCGUUGCUAUACGCUGAAACAAUGGCGUGCACUGUGCGAGUCACCGAACCAUCGACCACCCACUCGCAAUUACACCCAGACAAAGCAAACGCCAACUCCAUCACCUAACGGAAGUAAAAAACGUAAAUUGGAAGUGCAAUUACAGUCCGAGAAAGCUAAGGCGGAGAAAAUUCAAAAACAGGAGUCUACCGAAUUCGGUUCGAGGAAUUCAGACGACGAAGUUGACAUGGUGGAUAAAUUGUCAAAUAGCAGCAGCAAUAAUAAUAACGAGGAUGAAGGGAGUUUCGAUUAUCGCAUAUAUAAUCAAGCUCAAUACACCAACGAAUACUGCAAGGAAAUAGAGAGGGAUUAUUGGCGCACUUUACCUUUCAAUAAUUCCCUUUAUGGUGCUGACAUGAUUGGCAGCCUUUUCGAUGCAGAAAUCACCAAAACCUGGAAUGUCGACCGGUUAGAUAAUCUCCUAAACAGGAUAAAUGUCAACAUCCCCGGUGUCAACAGAGCUUACCUCUACUUUGGCAUGUGGAAAGCCACUUUUGCGUGGCAUGUUGAGGACAUGGACCUCUACUCGAUAAAUUACAUCCAUUUUGGUGCACCCAAACAAUGGUACGCUAUUCCUCCCCCGUAUAGCAGGAAAUUCGAAACUGUCAUGCGAGGAUACUUUUCGCACGAGUACCAAAAUUGUCGCGAAUAUCUUCGGCACAAACAAUUUAUUGUCAAGCCGAGCAUCUUGUCCGAAAAUAAUAUUCCAGUCAACCAUUUAGUUCAACAUGAAGGAGAAUUUGUCAUCACCUUUCCGUAUGGAUACCACGCUGGCUAUAAUCUAGAUUAUAAUUGUGCAGAAUCGGUUAAUUUCGCCCUCGAUGACUGGAUUCCCAUCGGGAAAAAAGCGGGCGCGUGUAGAUGCCAAAAUGAUAGCGUCAAAAUUGAUGUUGCUUCAUUCUUCGAUGAACGAAUUCCAGAAGUAGUUGUCCCGGCUCCAAAAACUCGAUUGAUUUUGUUGCCGACUCCUCCGCGCGAAAAGAAAAUUUUGAAAUCGAGGAAGGAAAUUAAUGAUGAUGAGGAGGUUGUUGAUCGAGAAGAGUUGAACGCAGAUUAUGAAUUUGAACAAAAAAGUCCAGGCACAUCCACACCGACACCUCAUUAUCCGGAUUAUCUGAAAGAUGAUUCUUCAUCGUCUAUCGAUCUUGAGGACGAAGGAUUUAUGGAAGAGGAUAAAAAAUUCAAAGCUACUGUCGUUGUUGAUAAUGGUGAUGAAGAAGAUAUGAUUGUCGUUCAUAAACCGAAAUUGCGCAUAAUACAUAAAAAUCAAAAAAUUCAGUGCAUGCUGUGUCCUGUGGAAGGAGGUCAGUUAUUUCGUACCGAAGAAGACGGAUAUGCUCAUCUACCGUUUCAUCCAUAUUGCGCUCAACAAGCGGAAUAUCAUCUUCAACAACGUCUCACAGCUUGUGGUGAAUUACUCUAUGAAGGAUUCUGCAAACUCCAUGACCCGCGAGUGUUGUUGGAAAAGAAGAAAAAAAUGGCCGAACUUUCUUCAAUGGUCGAAAUCGAUCGAGAUGUUUGGGCCAAAGCAUACGGAGCUUUUUAUAAAGUUCGCAUUUCAUUUCUUUUGGAUCCUAAAAUUUUCGUAGGAAAGAUUAUUGAAAAAGAUGAUGAGGCACAAAAAUGUAAAAUAUUGUUUAUGGAUGGUUACGAGAGAACUAUUUCUUGGGGAUCAAUACAUUUCGAUGACCCAACACUUAACGUUCGUCUAAAACGAUGA